Funneliformis geosporum is the source of this 2145-nucleotide messenger RNA. NCBI's taxonomy places the organism in Eukaryota, Fungi, Glomeromycota, Glomeromycetes, Glomerales, Glomeraceae. The record is from the annotation of a GenBank genome assembly.
AUGAUUAGACAUUUCGAAAUUUUUACAGUUGAGCGUCGUCUGGUUCAACAUUCUUCACUUUCUCUUCUAAAAGAUUCUCGUCUUGGAAUUGAGGGUACACAUUGGCUUAGGAAACUUUUGCAAACUUCUGCAAAGGAAUCUGCGACUACUGCAUUAGGCGGAAUACCAAUUGGAUUAAGAUCAGCAAUAGAAAAAGAAUUAGAAUUAUUCAAAUCAUACGGAAUUACGCCAGUUUUUGUGUUUAAUGGACUUAAUAUAAUUCGAAAAGAUAAACCAUUCUCAACGGAGGAUACAAGACCCUCGAAACGUGUUCUAGCUUGGGAAUCUUAUGAGAAGGGUCGAGUGGAACAAGCCUACAGUAGCUGGGCAGGAGCAGUGUCUGGGUUCGUGCAUCAACCAGACUUGUUAUAUCUUGUUUUCAGUAUUUUGAAGGAGAAUGAUGUGGAAUUUAUGCGUGCUCCUUAUUUGGCUUGGGGACAGUUAGUGUAUUUAGAACGUCAUCAAAAAGGAUUCAUCCACGCAAUCUACGGUGGAUCUGAAUUAUUGAUGUAUGAUAUUGACAAAGUUAUCAUAAACUUGGAUUUAGAGAAAGGUACAUACUCUUGGCUCAACAAGAAAUCAAUUUUGAAUGACCUUGAUAUAACAGACGAACAAUUUCUUGAUGUUUGUAUUCUUGCGGGCUUUGAACAUUGUAUCACCUUCCCGCCUCUUAGUUCUGAUUAUAGCGGCUUCACCUUUAAAAGUGUUCAUGAUUUAAUUAAGCAAUAUCGUACUGGAUUCAAUGCUGUUCAAAGCUAUUGUAAUCACGCGGGAGUGACCAAACACAAUUACGCGGAAGCAUAUUGUCGCACCAGGUGUGCCAUAAAAUAUCAUAUGGUGUUGACAGAUGAGGGAAAGGUUGAACCAUUGAACCUCGAAAACGCACCAAGUGAUAUUCAUGAUGUUAUUGGGUAUCGUUUACCUGAUGAAGUAUACUAUUAUUUAUCCAAGGGUUUAAUGUCACCUCAGGUUAUUAACACUUUAAUUUCUGGAGUCCUGAUCGAAAAUUCGCCUUUGUGCAAUGGAGAAACGAUAGAGUAUAGAAAUUUCCUUGGUCAAUUACUUGAGCUCCGAACACAAGCCAUGGGUUUGCUCACACAGCCUUUGCACCAGUUUUAUCAAUCUAGGCGAGUUGUUAGUGUUUAUUGGUUUGAACCAAGUAAUGAACACCAUUUAAACCAUGGUGCACAGCCAAGCGUACAUGAAACUUUAAAUACUUGGAAUGUUUUGGAAAGAGGGUUGGAGGAAGAGAAAAAGGCGCAAAAAACAUCCGUUAUCGAUAUUGCUUUCUGUUUAAAAGCAACAGCUACAGAUGACCAGGCUGCAAAAACUGUUAUGCCAAAAAACAAUGAUAAAAUUAUUGAAUCUAAAGAUGAAAUUUUGGCUAAUGUGUUGUGGAAACUUUUAGACCUAAGAAGGCAAGUUUUAUUAUACGUGCUAUUCUUCUUGACUUUAUCACAUACGCAUACUCCGUGGGGUAUUGCAUUUAAAAAGGCUCUCGUUACAUCCAAGCAUAACGUGGGGUCACAUCAUGAACAAUUAUUCUCUGCUUUAGAAUUAAUACGUUUCGGAUACUUGAAUGGUAAUAAUUUUAGCAGAACUUAUUAUACACCAUCAAAUGUUAGCGAUGAGGAAAAAAGACAUAUCCUCCUUAUUUCAAGGACUCUUAGUUUAAUUCCUGCAAACUUCAAGGGAGUUUCUUGGAAUGGUCCACUUAGUCGAGAGCUUUUAGCUUUUAAUAGCUUUGUGAGAGCAUUGAAUCGUUCUUUGCGAAAUUUGUGUGAAAUGUUAACUUUAUCAAUGUUUCUAAAUGGGGAUUGUGUUAAAGAUAGACAGGAUUUCCUUGAAAUCUCUUUAAGUUUACCAUUCUUGUAUGAUGCCAAUACAGGACUGGGAAUAAUCGCUAAAACGUACCUUGAAAAUGUGAUUACUUUAUCAAAAGACAAUGCUAUAUCUGAAGCGUUAAAGAAACUCGAUGAAACUUUUACGGGAUGCAUAAAUGUUUUUAUCGCUAUAAAUUCUCUCAAAGCUAGUGGGGCUAUUUCGAAUGAAACUGCAUCACAAUUUAUAAACACGAACAAUUGGUUAUCUUCUCGAAGACCAUAA